CCCAGGGGCGAAGGCGGAGGAGGAGGAGGAGGGCGGGAGGAACGGGUAGGAGCACCAUCGGCCAUGUCGACCUCCUCGCUGCGGCGCCAGGUGAAGAACAUUGUGCGCAACUAUUCGGAGGCAGAGGUGAAGGUGCGUGAGGCCACCUCGAACGACCCGUGGGGGCCGUCCACCGCCCUGAUGGGCGAGAUCGCCGACCUCACCUACAACGUGACGGCGUUCGCCGAGAUCAUGGGCAUGUUGUGGCGCCGUCUGAACGACCACGGCCGCAACUGGCGGCACGUCUACAAGGCCCUGGCGCUGGCCGAGUACCUGGUGAAGACGGGUUCGGAGCGGGUGGCCCGGCAGUGCCGGGAGAAUGUCUACGCCGUGCAGACGCUGCGCGACUUCCAGUACGUGGACCGCGACGGCCGCGACCAGGGGGUCAACGUGCGCGAGAAGGCCAAGCAGCUGGUGGCGCUCCUCAAGGACGACGCCAGGCUCCAGGAGGAGCGGGCGCAGGCCCUGCGCACCAAGGAGAAGCUGGCACAGGCGUCGGCAG
Molecule: messenger RNA, 541 nt
Organism: Rhincodon typus (whale shark)
Lineage: Eukaryota; Metazoa; Chordata; Chondrichthyes; Orectolobiformes; Rhincodontidae
Product: epsin-1-like
Exons: 1
Biological process (GO): endocytosis
Cellular component (GO): clathrin vesicle coat; plasma membrane; endosome
Molecular function (GO): phospholipid binding; clathrin binding
Source: RefSeq, a predicted model, not a curated record